AUGUGUCCCUUCUGUCCCUUCAUUAACGUCAUAUCAGUGAACGCAUCCAUCUUCACGCUGACAGCCAUUGCGAUCGACAGAUACCGCAUUGUAGUGAACCCUCUGUGGCCACGACUCACCAAAUUAAGGGCACAACUCAUCAUAAUUGCCAUUUGGAUAAUAGCCGUCAUAACCGGAGUUCCCAUCUAUCUGGCGAUGGGCGUCACACUCAUCCCCGACGAAGUGGCCAUUAAUAAGAUGAAUAUCACCAAUCUGUUCACUAAUAAAACCGAUAAUAAUUACUUAGUGCUGCCGUCGAAGCCCUUUUGUUACAAUAUUGGCAUUUCUCACGACUUAUUCAAACUUUACAACAGAUUUCUUGUUGUGAUUCACGGAGCGUAUGGACGGAUGGCAUACACGCUGUACAUCGAGACCAUUAAUCGACGGGAGAAUCGCAAACACAUUGUCUAUAAGUUGAGACGAAUUGAUGCCAUUAACCAUCGAAACAGAAAUAAUAGAAACCAAUCGCCCAAUAGAAAUGACAUCUAUAUUAAUAGGGAAAAGAGAAAGCAUAUCUAA
Oppiella nova is the source of this 558-nucleotide messenger RNA. Lineage: Eukaryota; Metazoa; Arthropoda; Arachnida; Sarcoptiformes; Oppiidae. The record is from the annotation of a GenBank genome assembly.